AUGGAAGUUCAGAGCGAGCUGACUGAUCCGGGGAUGUGUGCUGCUGCUGCUGCUUCAUCAGAGGAAAUGCAGAGGAGUGAAAGCAGACCAGAGCCCAGACUGGAUCUUCUAGAGUGUCAGCUGCAGCAGAGGGUCCAGGUUCACUUAGAAACUGAGUAUCCUGAAGUAGUUUUGUGUGUUGGAGAAAUGUGUUUUGGUGUAAAAGCAAGGCAGAAGAUGCCCAAAGCCUCAAAACAAGAUCAAAAACACACCCUUGCCCGUGCCCUGUGUGCCCUGCUGAACUCUGGAGGAGGGGUGGUAAAAGCAGAGAUUGCAAAUGAAGGCUACAGUUUGGAGAGAGAUGGCAUUGGAGCAGACUUAGAAGAGGCUUUUCGGUCUCUCCUUUUGAUUGUAGAGUGGGAAAAAUACCUGGACUUGGAACAGCAAGGUAACAACCUCCUGAUCUUUGUGAAAGCCUGGAGCAGCGAGAGCACAGCCUCAGGGUCUGCAAGUGCAAAGCCUCGGAUCUGCAGCCUGGGCACUGGGCUGUACACAAAGAGUGGAGCUUCCCUUCCUCACAUGAACCCUACUGAAGCUCUUCUGUUCCUUACAGAAAAACAGGAGGAAGCCAGGAGGAAUCACAGCCUGGCUGCUGAAAGAGAAUUGGAUGCUUUCAGGAGGGCUGGUUCAGGGCUGAAUGAUCUCUGCCUUGAACCGCCUGCAAAAAUCAGGCAGACAACAGAUGUUGAAGGGGACAGGAGUGACUUCUGGAGCGUUCUUGUAGAGCUGUAUAAUAGGGGCCAACUGCAUCAUGGAGAGAAGUUGCCUUUCACAGAGUCAAGAUAUGUGGAAUUUAAGCACUACUCAACGGACAACUUCCUGACUCGUGUCAGGGAAGUGCUGCCUCAGUAUAUUGCUGGGUUCGCAAACGCAGACGGCGGGUGUCUGUGGAUCGGGGUGGAUGAUGAUGGCAGAGUGCAGGGAUUCAGCUGUGAUGAUGAGGAGCAGAGAAAGCUAGAAGAUCUCAUCAAAUCAAUUCAUUGCAAAUUAACUGCCUUCCACUUCUACCAGCCUGAUGAUCUCACCAGGUCCAUUCACAACCAUUGGAAUCGCGCUUUCUACCAGACUCAUUCUGAAUGUGACUUACACUAUGGCCACAAACUAUUCCCAGUGUGUGGAGCGGAUGGAGAGCGCCGUGGCCACGUCUGUGCUGUGAAUGUUUCACCUUUCCAGUGUGUCCUGUUUGCUGAAGCCCCAGACUCAUGGCUCGUGGAAAACGACACACUCAGGAGACUGGGAGCAGAGGAGUGGGCUAAGAGGAUGACUGAUACAGAUCCAGAUCUUGCAAGGCUUUCUUCGACCUUCAGGCAAGAGCUGAGUCUGACAGGGAGACCACCUCUUGCCAAGGCAGUUUAUUCAGCCCAAGGAGCUGACAGUGCUGCUACCCUUUGUGAGAACCUCUUUCCAGUGAGCCCUGCCAGCAUCACAUGUACCCCAGAAAAACUCAGGGAAGAUCUCCUCCAGGAGCAUCCAGGAUUGGAUAGCUUAAUUGAAAGCCAACUCCAGCCCCUCUCAGAGGGAGUUCUGAUAUUUUCCAGGAGCUGGGCUGUUGAUGUUGGCUUGCCAGCAAACCAGCUCAUCAUUUGUGAUGUUCUCCAAGUAGCCAAGGACAGGCCACCUAUCCUUUAUACAGUCUGCAAGCAGAUCUCAGAGGCCUUGGUUGGGUACUCCAGGAGAACAGCCCGGAGGCUGAAGGAGAAGUUAGUCAACACAGGAGGCUAUAUCCACAAGCUGUGUGUAAUACCCAAGCUGCUGACAUUGCCUGCCCAGGGGAGCUGUGGAGAAGAGUGGGAUCAGAACAUUGAACAGAAGUAUCCCCCUGGCUACGGCCUGGUCAGCAGUGACAACCUGAGGGACCUCUUGCAUGCUCUCACAGUCGCUCUGCUGACUUUCAAGUCCUUUUUAAGUGACAGAGUUGGCUCUGAGUUUCUGAACCUCUUGACCCUCAGACAAUACCAGGUGCUGUCAGAAAAUCUUCACAGAACUAAGAAGCUCUAUGUGUAUGGUCUGCCAGGCACAGGGAAAACAGUGGUGGCCCUGAAGAUCAUGGAGCAAAUAAGAACCAUGCUGCCAUGCUCACAAGAGGAAGUUCUUUAUAUCUGUGAGACCAAGGGCCUGAGAGAUUUUGUGCGGCAGAAAGACAUUUGCCAAGCGGUGACCAGAGAAGAGUUUUUGAAGGAGAGCUUCAGCACUGUGAAGCACAUAAUCAUUGAUGAAGCACAGAGUUUCCGAGAUCAGGAAGGUGAUUGGUAUGGGAAAGCCUUGAGACUGACUUCAUCACAAGAGCUCCCUGAGCCUGGCUUCCUCUGGAUUUUCUUGGAUUACUUACAGACAAGUCACAGCUUCCCAACUGGCCUUCCAGAUGCAGGUUGGCAUGAUCCUAUCGAGUCGCUGACCAAUGUGGUUCGCAGUGCCAGCAGCAUCUAUGGCUAUGUAAGAGAAAAACUGACCAGGAUUGUAGAGCAUCCCAGCCAGGGGAUUCCCAUCCCACGUCUGAGACGCUUGGUAGAGAGGGCCACCUGUGCUCACCCUGUGACAGGCAGGUUAGAAGUACGGUGGCUAGAGUACAGUGAAUUAUGUGAUUAUGUGAAAGAGCAAUGUGAAAACUACAUCAGGAAUGGCUACUCAGCAAAGGAUAUUGCUGUGCUCUACAGAGAUACCGAUAGAUGGGACAAGUUCUGGGUAUCUUCGAUAAACGAUUUAGAAUUAAAUAUAGAAUUUGUAACCACGGAGAGCAGCUCCUGGAGGGAGCAAGCAGUUGUCGAAAGCAUCCAGAAUUUUGCUGGCUUGGAGAGGAGUAUUGUGUUUGGUAUUAUUCCUCCAUCUGUGCAGGAAGAGGAAAAGCUUUUAACUAAUCUCUUGGUCUGGAUAGCAUCCAGAGCAAUUUUAGAUCUACACUUGUUGUUUCAGUAUGACUCUGAAAGCUCUCAAGAUAGUCCAGGAUCUGAGUUUGGAGACUUUUUCACUCCCUGA
Molecule: messenger RNA, 3012 nt
Organism: Dryobates pubescens (Downy woodpecker)
Lineage: Eukaryota; Metazoa; Chordata; Aves; Piciformes; Picidae
Product: schlafen family member 9-like
Exons: 5
Coding region: 1-3012 (1003 amino acids)
Source: RefSeq, a predicted model, not a curated record